This is a messenger RNA of Aspergillus glaucus CBS 516.65, 375 nucleotides long. RefSeq lists its product as uncharacterized. The transcript is spliced from 2 exons. The record is from RefSeq and is a predicted model, not a curated record. NCBI's taxonomy places the organism in Eukaryota, Fungi, Ascomycota, Eurotiomycetes, Eurotiales, Aspergillaceae. The annotation marks the transcript as partial.
CCAAGGGGAUCCCAUUGGGCAAGGGAUAUGAGGUCUUUGAUGCAGAGCUUCUUGGGGUUGUUCAAGCACUCCAGUUGGCAAGGAAAUCAGGAGAUCAGGGACCAGUCACUGUCCUGCUGGACUCCCAAGCCGCCAUUGCGAGGCUGCGGCAUACCCAGCCAGGGCCAGGUCAAGCAUUAGGCAGCCAGUAAGCCUCCAGGAAGAGGCCCAAAAGAGAUCUCUUUGGCCUUUGCCUGUAGAGCCCGAACAGAAGCCGUUUCAGCACAGAAGCAGAGAUGGCUCACUAAGAAGCUCAGUCAGCGAUCCCAACAAGGCCAACGAAUAUACAGACCGCAGAAGAACUGGCAGCUUGACCAAACAGCUGCAGUAGCUCCC